Mercurialis annua (annual mercury) is the source of this 1188-nucleotide messenger RNA. RefSeq names its product F-box/kelch-repeat protein At3g06240-like. Gene Ontology annotation, molecular function: protein binding. NCBI's taxonomy places the organism in Eukaryota, Viridiplantae, Streptophyta, Magnoliopsida, Malpighiales, Euphorbiaceae. The coding region runs from base 1 to 1188 and encodes 395 amino acids. The record is from RefSeq and is a predicted model, not a curated record. The transcript has a single exon.
AUGGCGAUUCAAAUGGAUACUAACGAACCAUCUCCCUUUACUCAAGAAAUCAUCGCAAACAUAUUUCUAAAACUACCCAUCAAAUCCCUCAAAAGAUUUCAAUCAGUCUCCAAAUCUUGCUACUCGAUCAUCAAUUCUCAAAAUUUCAUCAACGCCCAUCUCAAGAAUCGCUCUGGGUCGCUCAAUAAUCUGCUUGUCCACCGGUUUCAUAACCCAACCGGCUCCGAUUUUUCUCUGAGUUUGAUGGAUUAUAGAAAACCGACAAUCUCCCGUGAAAUUAAAAUUCCGUUUCUGGGUUCUUUAAUUCGGUACCCGAGAAUUGUGGGUUCGGUUAAUGGUCUGCUCUGUCUUGAUAUUUCGCCGAUUCAUUGCUUUAAUUUUAUUUUAUGGAAUAUUUCAAUUGUUCAAUUUAGGGUUCUUCCCAGACCUAAAAUUGCAAUUAAUGACGUGAAGAAUCCCAUUUGGAUGGUGGCUACUGGGUUUGGUUCUAAUCAAGAAUCUGAUGAUUAUAAACUGGUAAGAAUUGUGUAUUUUGCUUGUGAUGAUAUUUCAAUUAGGGCUGAGGUGUACUCAUGGAGGACCAAUUCUUGGAAAAUUCUUGAUUUGGAUGAGAAAAUUGGGGAUUUUUCCAUUUCUAAUGGGCAAAAUGGGGUUUAUUUUAAUGGGUGUUUAUAUUGGUUAGCUAAUGGAAUUGGGGAUUUUGUGAAUAGGAAAUAUGUGAUUUCUUUUGAUUUGGGUAGUGAGAAUUUUACUCGGAUCAAGAUUCCUGAAUAUAGUGGUGCAAUUUGUGCUAAGGUUCUUGAAUUUCAGAACUCACUUGCUUUAGCUUUUUAUCCUGCUGCUAAUGUUUACCCCGGAUACGGAAGGUCGUUGAAUCGAAUUGAGUUAUGGGUUUAUGCAGAUUACGAUUGCGGUAUUGAUGAUGAUGCUAACAGCUAUAAGCAAUGGACUAGGGUUUAUUAUAUGAAUAUGGAUUUGAAUUCUGCUCAUAUGGGUUAUCCAAUUAGUGUUCAUAAUGAUGAUGGGGAAGUCGUCUUCAAGCGUGUUUCGGCUGACUAUGUUAAUUUAGCGUUCUUGAACCCUAAUAAUCAUAGCAUCAAGACUGUACCGAUUUGCCAUUCCGAGUAUACUUGUCAAUUUUAUAAUUACACAAGCAGUUUGGUUCCGGUGACGGUUUUCGGAGAAUGA